AUGAAGAGGCAGAACGUGCGGACCCUGUCCCUGAUCAUCUGCACGUUCACCUACCUGCUGGUCGGGGCCGCCGUCUUUGAUGCCCUGGAGUCCGACAACGAGAUGCGGGAGGAGGAGAAGCUCAAAGCCGAGGAGAUCCGGCUCAAAGGGAAGUACAACAUCACCAGCGAGGACUACCGGCAGCUGGAGCUGGUCAUCAUGCAGUCCGAGCCCCACCGGGCCGGGGUCCAGUGGAAAUUCGCGGGCUCCUUCUACUUUGCCAUCACAGUCAUCACGACUAUCGGUUAUGGACAUGCCGCCCCAGGGACGGAUGCCGGGAAAGCCUUUUGUAUGUUCUACGCUGUCCUGGGGAUCCCACUGACGCUGGUCAUGUUCCAGAGCCUGGGCGAGCGCAUGAACACCUUUGUCAAGUACCUCCUGAAACGGAUCAAAAAGUGCUGCGGGAUGAGGAGCACUGAUGUGUCCAUGGAAAACAUGGUCACUGUGGGUUUCUUCUCCUGCAUGGGAACCCUCUGCAUUGGAGCAGCAGCCUUUUCCCAAUAUGAGGAGUGGAGCUUUUUCCAUGCUUACUAUUACUGCUUUAUAACAUUGACUACGAUAGGGUUUGGCGACUAUGUGGCCCUGCAGACCAAAGGGGCCCUCCAAAAGAAGCCACUCUACGUGGCUUUUAGCUUUAUGUACAUUCUAGUGGGGUUGACAGUCAUUGGGGCAUUUCUAAAUCUGGUUGUUCUCAGGUUCUUAACCAUGAACAGUGAGGACGAGAGACGGGAUGCCGAGGAGCGGGCAUCCCUGGCAGGGAACCGCAACAGCAUGAUUAUUCACAUUCAAGAGGACGCCCAGCAUGUUCGGCCACGGUACAAGGCCGAAGUAACAGACCUUCAGUCAGUUUGUUCCUGCAUGUGUUACAGGUCCCACGAGUACACCAGCCGGAUGGUGUCUCACCAAAAUUCGUUCAGCUCCAAGCUGAAUCCUCAGUACUUUCACUCCAUCUCUUACAAGAUAGAAGAGAUCUCACCAAGCACAUUAAAAAACAGCCUUUUCCCAUCUCCUGUUAGCUCCAUCUCACCUGGGUUGCACAGCUUUACAGAUAACCACAGGCUGAUGAAAAGGCGAAAGUCCAUUUAAAGUGAUUUGUCUUUUGCUUUACUUGUUUUCCCCAAUUACCUUUUUUGUUUCUUGAGUGAGACGGAGCGAGGCCAAAGGGAAUAGAAAAAGCCAGUCCUCCUCUGAGACUCAGCUCUUGAGCAUGAAGCAUGGAUUAAUUCUGUUCCAGCAAAGUAUGCCUUACAUUACCCCCUCGGUGGAUUUCAGAGGAUUCGAGGUGACAUGAAGUGGGUACCAAAUCCAAAGUUGCACACAAAGCUGGGAGCCUUCAUGUGCCACUGGCACUCCUGACCUAAUAAACUAUUUUCCUCUCAAGCAGGUCGCUGUGUGCGUGUGCGCGUGUGUGUUGAGCGUGUGUGUGUGUGCAAUUCCACAACUAGUGCCAUGUGACAAAAAUGCAUCAGGUAUUAAUUUUUUUUCCCUUGAAGCAAUUGUGUUCCAGCCUGCUUUUAACUUUUAGACUGCUUCCAAAAGAAUAGGGGACGGGGGAGCCAAUUUGUUUUGUUUUUGCCAAGUCAAGCAUGUGUCAUAAGCAGUCAAUAUAUCAGGUGUAUCAUGAUCAAUUUUUGAAUGCUAGAUUUUAGAUUGUAUUAACAUUAAAAAAAAAGGGGGGCAGGAAAAGAUGGAUCAUUUUAGCUUGCCAGUUCAAAAUUAAAAAUAAAAUAAAAUAAAAAUAAAGCAUGCACUUUGUAAAACUGGUAUGCAUUAUAAAAAAAACACAAGAAAAACUAGCAAUGGAAUUAAUAAUCAAAAGCAAAUAAUAUAAUUGAUUUCACUACAUUUACUUUCACCAUUUGCUACCGUUCCAACAAUUUGUUGUGCAAGUAGAAUUUUUUAAGAGAAAUUGGGGAAAUUGUUGGAACUAUAGAGUUUUUUUUUUGUUACUU
This is a messenger RNA of Trachemys scripta elegans, 1991 nucleotides long. RefSeq names its product potassium two pore domain channel subfamily K member 9 (gene KCNK9). Gene Ontology annotation, biological process: stabilization of membrane potential; potassium ion transmembrane transport. The transcript has 2 exons. Gene Ontology annotation, molecular function: potassium ion leak channel activity. Gene Ontology annotation, cellular component: membrane. Bases 1 to 1125 code for a protein of 374 amino acids. The record is from RefSeq and is a predicted model, not a curated record. Lineage: Eukaryota; Metazoa; Chordata; Testudines; Emydidae.